UUCGCUAAAUCGUAAACGUGUGUAAGUGUAAAUUUAAACGAUGACACGAUUAAUGUGUGUGGCACUGGCACCGGCAGUCCGAGUGCGAGGGUGUUUCGAUUAGUUCGCGAAAUGAUGAUCGUCUUCGUCUCGAACUCGAGUGUGAUUUGUCGGUGAUCGAUGAUCGCGGUAUUGUGAUAUGUCUUCUUCGGCUUGGGAUAAACUUCUGCGUUCGACCGGUGGUGCUGGGGUCGGGGGUGGCGGUGGCGGACGUAUCGUCGCCGCAGUCGCGACCAAGGCAGAGUCGAGGAAUUCGAUCGUAUCGAAUUACAGCGAAAAUAGCCUAUCGACUGAUCGACUCGCGUAUCAAAUUCGUCCAAAAGAAGACUCGAACGAUGAUAGCGAUGUAGAACUAGAAGUGAAUUAUACGAACGGAGGUAAAAUUCGGUAUGCGAAUGAGAACGCGAGUUUUUUCGGCACACUCAACAAGCACUUGUCUCAGCUGAGUAAAUGGUCGCUGAGCAAGAACCAUCAUAAACCGAAAACUGUUUCAGCUCCGCCGUCGUUGUUCAGGUAUCGACAGACCAGAUUCAGUUCGCGCAGAGUCCGCCGAAGAGUGGUUUUCAAGCAUGGAGAUUGUAACGUCGUGCAAGGAAAUGUCGCCAAGAGAAGAAGAAGAUAUUUGCAGGAUAUUUUUACGACGUUGGUAGACGCUCAGUGGCGUUGGACGUUACUCGUAUUCGCGCUGAAUUUCAUCCUCAGUUGGCUGGCCUUCGCUGUGAUCUGGUGGCUAAUCGUCGUAUCUCACGGUGACUUCGAGAGCCGUCCAGAAAAUACCUCCAAUAAAACCGAACAAUCGCCUAAGCCUACUCCAUGCGUCGAAGGCGUAACAUCGUUCACAUCGUUGUUCCUGUUUAGUGUAGAAACGCAGCAUACUAUUGGAUAUGGUGCUAAACAUAUCACCGAAGAAUGUCCCGAAGCUAUAUUUUUACUCUGUUUGCAAAGCAUUUUUGGAGUGAUGAUUCAAGCGUUCAUGGUUGGCAUCGUGUUCGCCAAAUUAUCCAGACCGAAAAAAAGAACCCAAACGUUGCUGUUCAGUCGGAACGCGGUCAUUUGCCAGAGGAAUGGUCAACUUUGUCUCAUGUUCAGAGUUGGUGAUAUGAGGAAGUCUCAUAUUAUCGAAGCUCACGUUAGAGCGCAGCUGAUCAAGAAAAAAGUCACCAAAGAAGGAGAAAUCCUUCCAUUUUUCCAGCACGAAAUGAAAGUAGGAGGAGACGGCGCCGAAGACCGUAUAUUUUUCAUCUGGCCGACGACGAUCGUUCAUAAAAUCACACCGUCAUCGCCCCUAUAUAAAUUAUCGGCAGCCGAUAUGCUUCAAGAUAGAUUCGAAAUAGUGGUCAUUCUAGAAGGUGUAAUCGAAUCGACCGGAAUGACUACUCAGGCUCGUUCAUCGUACCUGCCGAAUGAAAUCUUGUGGGGCCAUCGGUUCGCGAAUCUAGUCUCAUUCAAGAAAGAAACCGGUGAACAUGAAGUCGACUAUAGUCAGUUCAACAAUACGUACGAAGUCGAUACGCCAUUAUGCAGCGCUUACAGCCUAGAUUUACUCCUCUCCGGCCAACAGUCGCUCGAUGGAAACAAUUUGGACGUUCCUUCGACGGAGAGUGCUUGCUCCAACGAAUGCCCCCCGCUCACUCCCAGUAACUCGGUCGAGCAGAUCAAACUACCCAAUGACAGUAUUAUUAUAACGUUGCAACCAGCUUCCGAAGCUCUGAUCAAGGAUCCGGAUAUUAUUCCUGGACCAGAAUCGAAUAUUUAGUCGUAAAUUGAUUCGAUUGUUCGAACGAGAAAGCAUACAGACUGUUCUUCUUUUUUUUUUGCCAUAAAUCAUAAAGGCCUACCUAUACACGUUUUAUUUUAUAUAUUUUUUUGUUAUUGUUUUUUUCCUCUUUUUUUAAGCAUUUCGUUUCGUUAACGCGUUAUUAUUGUACAUAGUGAAUAUUGAAAAACAUUUUGUAUUUCUUUUUACGAAAUAUGCGGACGACUUUUAGUUAUAAUAAUUAUUGUUUUAUCAAGUCACCGACUGGUUGACUUAGAGGUACCUAUGCGUACUGUACGUAUAACAUUUACCUAGAUAUGUAUGUAGAAAAUGGUGCUAAUGUGACAAUUCGAGGUUAUCGGUGAUAGUUUUUAUCUCACGAAUAAUAAAAAUUGUGUACCAUACUUCGCGAUUCCACAAUAUUUCAAGCGAAAAAAAAAAAACACAACAGUGAGAUACUCGGACGUAUAUUUUUAAAUGUUUGGUUAAGUACCUAGUACAUGCAUACCUACCUACCUACACCUAGUACAUAGUUAUGUGAUAUUUGAAAUAGUUUUAGGUAUAAAUGAAUUGUUUAGUA
Planococcus citri (citrus mealybug) is the source of this 2375-nucleotide messenger RNA. RefSeq names its product G protein-activated inward rectifier potassium channel 3-like. The record is from RefSeq and is a predicted model, not a curated record. Gene Ontology annotation, cellular component: plasma membrane. The transcript is spliced from 8 exons. Bases 179 to 1795 code for a protein of 538 amino acids. Gene Ontology annotation, biological process: regulation of monoatomic ion transmembrane transport; potassium ion import across plasma membrane. NCBI's taxonomy places the organism in Eukaryota, Metazoa, Arthropoda, Insecta, Hemiptera, Pseudococcidae. Gene Ontology annotation, molecular function: inward rectifier potassium channel activity.